Molecule: messenger RNA, 1784 nt
Organism: Sarcophilus harrisii (Tasmanian devil)
Lineage: Eukaryota; Metazoa; Chordata; Mammalia; Dasyuromorphia; Dasyuridae
Gene: EAF1
Product: ELL associated factor 1
Exons: 6
Coding region: 106-891 (261 amino acids)
Biological process (GO): positive regulation of DNA-templated transcription; regulation of transcription elongation by RNA polymerase II
Cellular component (GO): super elongation complex
Molecular function (GO): transcription elongation factor activity
Source: RefSeq, a predicted model, not a curated record
CUGCACCGGUCCCCCGGCCUCUGCCGGAAGUGCUGCCGGCCCUCGGGGCGGCGCCGGAGCGGCCCCGGGCGGUGAGAGAGGCCGCUCCCCCACGGGGAAAGGGCCAUGAACGGCACCGCCAACCCGCUGCUGGACCGAGAGGAGCACGGCCUGAAACUCGGCGAGAGCUUCGAGAAGCGGCCCAAGUCCUCCUUCCACACGAUCCGCUAUGAUUUCAAACCAGCAUCCAUAGACACGUCGUGCGAGGGGGAGCUCCAGGUGGGCAAGGGGGACGAGGUCACCAUCACGCUGCCGCACAUCCCCGGAUCUACACCUCCAAUGACUGUUUUCAAAGGAAACAAAAGACCAUAUCAGAAAGACUGUGUUCUCAUCAUUAAUCAUGACACUGGUGAAUAUGUGUUGGAAAAACUCAGUAGCAGCAUUCAGGUCAAGAAGACAAGAGCUGAGGGAAGCAGCAAAAUCCAGGCACGAAUGGAACAGCCCCCUGCACGGGCACCACCGCCUCCCAUGCCAUUUAGAGCCCCAAUGAAGCCACCGAUUGGACCAAAAACCUCUCCUGUGAAAGAUAACCCUUCCCCUGAACCCCAGUUGGAUGACAUAAAGAGAGAGCUGAGAGCCGAGGUGGAGAUCAUUGAGCAGAUGAGCAGCAGCAGCGGCAGCAGCUCCUCCGACUCGGAGAGCUCCUCGGGCAGUGACGAUGACGACAGCUCCAGCAGCGAAGGCGAGGAGCCAGCCGCCCGAGCCUCGCCCUCCCAGCCUCCUCACCAGCAGUUCAGUCACAGAAACCCUGUGGCCAAUGGCACCAGCCGGCCCCCCGGGAAUAACCAGCUGAUGAACACAUUGCGAAAUGAUUUACAACUAAGUGAGUCUGGCAGUGACAGCGAUGACUAGCAUUGGAGCUUCCUGCAUCUGUCUGUGGUAGAACACCCGGGAAGCUGGAGGACACAAGCAGAAACCCACCACCAAGGAGAGCACUUGGCCAUUAGUGAGCCCUGAAUUGUCACUGAGCCCGAGCAGGAGUGCUCUUGUAUAUAUUAUGUGAAUACAGUUUUAAAAGUUUUACCUAGGUCUGUAGAAUAAUUAACUAGGAAAGUUUUGUUGUUUUUUGGUUAACAUUGUGGAUGGAAAACCUGAUCAGUUGGUGGGGUGGGGAAUUAAGGGUAUGGGGUGUUGGGUAUCUUGGUUUUUUAAAGGUUGAGUGAUAGAUAUCCUUGGCAGUCACUAGUUUGGACGUGUCAUCUUCAUUGCCGAAGCAAAUUCUUUGGCCUUUGGGGGGGAAAACAGCACCCCUAGAGUGUAUCCAGACCAAGUGGGGAAGUAUAAGAGAGCCUGAGGCACACUUCUACUUAAUAACAGAGAUGGGUGUAAAACCCAAGGUUCCAGCACUUUCUGUACUGUACCAUAAUGCCUCCCAUUAUAUUUAAUUCAUCAAAUAUUUAUUGAACACCUACUGUGUGCAGAGCUUAGGUAUGUAGCAGAAUCAAUGAUCUGUGUACAUAGAGCAAUCAGAUACAUAUUGGAGCUUUGUAGCUAGACUGUGAAAGUCAUGACUACCGUGUUACUUCUAGUUUGAAUUUGAGCCAGUAAAAGCUGGCUCUGUACAGGACAGAAGAACCUUAUGUGGAGGAGCAGUGACUGGAUGACAUUGGAGUUAUAAGAGGAAAACCAUGAGUCCGUGUCCAGCUUUCACUGGACAUAAUUGAUUCAGUGGAUUUUAAAAGGAAUGAUUUAAAAAAAAAAUAAUAGGAAUGGGUAUAAGUAAUAGGGGUUAGAGGAGAAAACUA